Kockovaella imperatae is the source of this 1169-nucleotide messenger RNA. RefSeq lists its product as hypothetical. Gene Ontology annotation, biological process: kinetochore assembly; protein localization to kinetochore; attachment of mitotic spindle microtubules to kinetochore. Gene Ontology annotation, cellular component: kinetochore. The coding region runs from base 31 to 1098 and encodes 355 amino acids. The transcript is spliced from 9 exons. Lineage: Eukaryota; Fungi; Basidiomycota; Tremellomycetes; Tremellales; Cuniculitremaceae. The record is from RefSeq and is a predicted model, not a curated record.
ACACAAUUCAUUACUUUCUCUGCACUGACCAUGGCCACAGUACAGUCAAUGCCAGGAGGCUCAGACCUUCAUCAUGCCGUUGAUAAGCUCGUAUCUGGGUCCUCAGACCCCUUCAAUAUUAUGGAGCAUCGAGAAAUCUUCCAGCGACGAGCUCUGGAAGAUGUGACCAUCAACAGCAACGAUUCGGCGAUGAUGAUGAACCCUCACAACCCGCUGCUAUUGAAGGAAGAGUCUGAAGCGGAGAAGGCUACAUUUCGAAAACUCAAAUACACGUACAUUGAGCAAGGGGCAAAGGUCAACUUUGUGAUGAAUAUCACGGGAGACGAGCCAAUGGGUCUUCAGCCAGGAGAAAAUGAGGGACUGCAGAUCACCAACAAAGAGAAGAAGGCGGCAUUGAAAGCCGUCAAGGACGAAGUACACGGUGUACGGGACGAAGCUAUUUCGCUGGCAAAGGACAACGCCUUGCGUCACGAGCGAGUCUCGUCGCAAGUAUCAGAGGCUCAGGCUUUGCAGAAAAAGAUCAGGGACAUGGAGCUGGAGCUCGCAAGAAUAAAGGCCAACUAUCCGUCCGGCAAGCGCGUGACCAUAGCUCAAGCUCAGGACAUCCUUGAACAGCAAACGGAGGAGAUGCAGAAAUUGAUAACGGAUACCGAAGAGGCCAAUAAGAAGCGGGACGAGGUUAGAGAACAGGUGUCCUCUGCUUCGAAGGAUCUCCAGCGCCUCAUGAAGGACAAGGAGAGAGAAGAGGCCCGAGCUCUAGAGGUUCAGAGCGGACGCGAGGCCGGAGACACAAAGGUCGAUGAGCAAUGCAGAUGGCUUAUGUCCUCGAUCACAUUCUAUAAAUCUUUGAUGGGAAUACGGAACGUCAAGGCUGUAUCCGAGUACCAACUCCACCUGGAGUACGCCGUGCCAAGCACCACGGAGGGUGAUUCGGUGGUCCUCCUACUCAACUUUGACUCCCUAUCCAAACGACUGGCAGGCGCAGAGAUCAUGGGGAGUGACGCAGACAUUUCUGAGCCUGUCAAUGUGGCUGUGGCGACCAACGACAUCCCAGGCUUGAUAGCAGACGUGUUGGUGCUUGUUCGCCAGACGGUCUGAAGUGACUUGAGGAUCGAUGUGUAUGAUACAUGAGAUGGCUGUAGGUCUGUGACAAUGUAUAGCUAUGGAGC